This is a messenger RNA of Vidua chalybeata, 1832 nucleotides long. RefSeq names its product stannin (gene SNN). Gene Ontology annotation, cellular component: mitochondrial outer membrane. Lineage: Eukaryota; Metazoa; Chordata; Aves; Passeriformes; Viduidae. The coding region runs from base 1427 to 1690 and encodes 87 amino acids. The transcript has 4 exons. The record is from RefSeq and is a predicted model, not a curated record.
UUUUUACUCCAGUAAUGACCAACUUCAACUGAAGGGUGACAAAUCCUGUAUUGGGCAAUUUCCUAACUGCAGCACCAUGGCAGGAAUUACCAAAUAUAAUGGGUAUACUGGGAAUGAGACCUUUCUGCAGGUUUGAAGCAGACGCCCUCAGGGAGGCCGGCGCUGUCUGCUCGGGGCCACGGAAGGAGGGCUGGCCGGGCCCGGCGGGGCCGUCAGUGCCACCAACACCGCGGCGGCUCAGGCGUGGCCUCCGCUAACGGCGUCCCUGCCCUGUUGCUGCCGGUGAAACAAGAAGGCGCCUCUUGAGGGGUCACGGAGGUGUCUGAGGGCUUUUACCCCGGCGGGGAUGGCGAGGAGAGCGCUGGGGCUGGGUCAGCGACGUCCGGCACCCUCAGUCCCUGACGGCGGCGGCUGUGCCCUCACGCCCUCGCCUCGACGCCGCGCGGGGCUCAGGGAUGAGGGCUGAGGCGGCGAGGGGAAGGAGCGCGGCCCUUCAAGGGAGCCUUUCAGCCUUCUGCAGGCCGCCGGCGCCGAGACCCGCCAAGCAGCGUCUGGAAAACAUGUCCUAUGGAAAGUGGCUGAGGGAGCUGGGUUUGUUUAGUCCCGAGGAGGCUCCAGGUGGACCUCAUCGCUUUCUACAACUGCCUGAAAGAAGGUUGUAGUGGGCUGGGGGCCGGUCUCUUCUGCCGUGCCCACAGUGAGGGGACCAGAGGAAAUGGCUUUAAGGUGAGACGGCGGCUGUUGGGGUAGUCAGGCAAUGGAAUAGGUUGCCCAGGGCGGUGGGGGCGGCACUGUCCCUAGUGGUGUUUAAGAGGAAGAGGCGUCUGGAUGUGGCGCUGGCUGAUGUGGUUCACAGAUUUAGAGGUGAUUGUGAUGGUGCUGGGUUGACGGUUCGACUGGGCGGUGUUAAGGAUCUCUUCGAACCUCGACGAUUCCACGAUUCCAUGCUUCUGUGAUUCCAUUCUUACCCCUCGCGGCGCGGGGCGGGACCCACCGCGGCUGUCACGGAAAGGGAGGGCAGGGCCCCCGCGGCCCCGCCCUUCAGCUGUUGCUGCCCGGGCCCCGAUUGGCGCCGCGCGGCGCCGCCCGGCCCCGCUAUAAGGCGGAGGCGCGGGAGGGGAAGGAGCUGCCGCGGCCGCGGCGGGGCUGGUGGGGGAAGAGUGAGAAGGAAGACUUGCCAGACAAGAUCCAAAACCAGUGCAACCUUUGCCUUUGUAAUAAGGUGACUCAGAAAGUCUGCGUAGAGGAUUCCUAGCCAGAGCUGCUUGGUGCAGGGUACUGUCUCUCAAGUACCUGAGUGGGAAGAGGAUAUGCGUGAAGGAAGGAUGCCUACACUUUGUCACUGAAAGGGGUUUGAAGAUGCAUCAAGACUGAUAGUGAGGACAGAAAAAUCUCCUGAAGAAGAGGACAGCCUGAACUAUUGGCCAUGUCUAUCACAGAUCACAGCCCCACCACUGGAGUGGUGACUGUCAUCGUUAUCCUGAUUGCUAUUGCGGCUCUGGGAGCCCUGAUUCUGGGCUGCUGGUGCUACCUGCGGCUGCAGAAGCUCAGCCAGUGUGAGGAUGAGGAAAGCAUUGUGGGUGAGGGAGAAACCAAAGAGCCCUUUCUGCUGGUGCAGUACUCUGCUAAAGGACCCUGUGUGGAGAGGAAAGCAAAGCUAACUCCAAAUGGCCCAGAAGUACACAGCUAACUCGGAGCAACAUGCGGAUGGGCUACGCUCAUGACGUGUAACCAGCAGAAGCAUCUCAAUACUGUGAAGAACCUGGUCACGUGCAAACUACUCAUCAGAAAACACCCUGAUAAGAAUUAAAUAAACUUUGUUUGCAACUGCA